Messenger RNA from Purpureocillium takamizusanense, 1428 nucleotides. RefSeq lists its product as uncharacterized. The record is from RefSeq and is a predicted model, not a curated record. NCBI's taxonomy places the organism in Eukaryota, Fungi, Ascomycota, Sordariomycetes, Hypocreales, Ophiocordycipitaceae. The transcript has a single exon. The coding region runs from base 166 to 1362 and encodes 398 amino acids.
AUAUCUUAUCGCGGCGCGCGACACCUUGUCCUUUGCCUGAGCACGUCAAAGCAUCACCGCCAGCCAACACAACACUCCAUCCACCUACCGCCUUACCUCCUCCCUCCCCUUCCCCUCACCUCCUCCUCGUUGUCGUCAAAUGCCGGCGACGCGCCCCCGGCCACCAUGUCGCAGUUCCUGUCCAUAAUAGGCUGGUCCUUUCUUCCAGGCGUGAGUCUAACCCCCCCUCCCGAGCUCAGCACGUCGCCCCGACCUCGACGACAAAGGAAGCCCGCCCGCACAGGACCAACUAACUUGGACUCCCUCAAACAGCUCGCCACAUCCUGGAUCCAGACCAUCUACUACGGCCUCACCAUCCGCGCCGGCGACCCCAAGCCUGCCCCCGGCUCACCGCGGCACGCCUCCCACCGCCGCGUCAUCCACAUCCUCGUCAUCGCCGCCUACCUCGCCUACACCAUCUACGAGGCCGACUACGAGCUUCGCGCCGCCUCCGACUUCUACGCCGACCUCGGCCUCGCCCCCGGCGCCCCCGACCGCGACGUCAAGACGCGCUUCCGCCGCCUCGCCGCCCUGCACCACCCCGACAAGGCGGGCAGCGGCGGCGGCGACGAUGGCGGCGGCAGCACCACGGCCCGCUUCAUACAUCUCAAGCUCGCUAGCGACACCCUCCUCAACGCCGCCCGCCGCUUCGCCUACGAGCGCUUCGGUCCGGAUGUUGUCGAUUGGCAAAAGUGCGUCACCGUCCGCGACUUCGUCUCCCGCGGCGUCCUCUCCGGCGUGCUGCCGCACUACGCCGUCGCCGCCGCUACCAUCUACGUCCUCGGCCUUCUGGGCUACAUGGACUUCGGCAAGUUCUACCGCUGGCUCAUCCUUGUCUCCCUCUGCGUCUUCGAGCUCCACGCCGCCACUCGCCCGUCCUUCCCGCGCUUCCUCGCCGUCGUCAACGCCGUCGUCACCCGCCUCAGCCUCCGCCCGCCGUACCUCCCCUUCCAGUUCAUCCAGCUCGCCCGCAAGCUCACCAUCACUACGUACAUUGCGCUCUCCCAGAUAGGCCCCCUCCUCGUCGAGCACACCCAGCAGAGGCAGCGCGCCGCCCAGGAUGACGAGCGUGCCCUGCAGCAGGCCCUCCAGCGGCUCGAGGGCGUCACCGGCCAGCUCAACGCCGACGCCGGAAGGCUGAUGGAUAUGGAGAUUGCGCCUUUCAAGGGCGACCCGGAGGCGGUUGGCAAUUUGCAAGGCAAGAUGCGCGAGUGGCUCGUGCAAAACACCAUCCGCGCGGACCCCAUGGUGAGGGAUGCCCUGGGCACGUCGUUUCGCAAACGGCGUAUCGACGCACCCAGUGGCGCUCGAGGGAACCGAUAGACAUGCGAGCCAUUACACAAGUUCCCGCAAAGGCACAUAGCAGGAUAGAAUAAGCGUUUAUAAAAG